CGUGCCACAGUGAAGAAGUCUCUACAGAUAAUACCCAAACACUAGUUAUACAAUAGUUCCCCAUUUUUAAGAGAUUAAAAGCUAAUGAAGAGAAUUGCGAAUACCCUUAGAACUAUGUCAACAAACAAGACAUAUAAAGUGCUGAUAGCACACACUGAUGUUCCCGAGGAGGGGCUGAAACUCCUUAGAGAGAAGUGCGAAGUCAUUCGAAUUGUGAACGAUUACCCCAAAAAUAGGGCUGAGAUAUUGGAGAAGAUCAAGGGAGUUCAUGCUGCCAUUUGGGGUGGUCGGGAUCUGCUGAAUGCCGAGGUUCUAGAUGCCGCAGGUCCUCAGUUCAAGGUGGUGUCCACCAUGUCCUCGGGCAUCAACAAUGUGGAUGUGCCGGAGUUGAAAAAGCGAGGAAUACCCCUGGGAAGCACUCCUGCCAUGUUGGUAGUGGCGGUUGCUGACUUGGCUGUGGGCUUGCUGAUCGCUGCAGCCCGAAGAUUCCAGGAAGGUAGAAGAAAGAUCGACAGCAAUAACUGGGAAACCCAUCACCGUAAUUGGAUGCUUGGCCAGGACAUUCAGGAUUCCACAGUGGGCUUCUAUGGUUUCGGUGGAAUCGGUCAGGCCAUUGCCAAGCGUCUUUCCGGUUUCGAGAUUGGACGUGUCCUUUACACCACCAGGAGCAGAGUCAGCGAGGAUAUUGAGAAAAAGUUCAAUGCCACAAAAGUGGACUUUGAUACCCUCCUGGCGGAAAGUGACUUUGUGGUUAUAGCCUCCCCGCUAACUCCAGAAACUGAAGGACUCUUCAAUGCCACAGCCUUUAAUAAAAUGAAGACAACGUCUGUUCUGGUUAACAUUGGCAGGGGCAAAAUUGUCAACCAGGACGACCUCUAUGAGGCCUUGAAAUCUAAUCGCAUUUUCGCCGCUGGCUUGGAUGUCAUGGUCCCAGAGCCUUUGCGUUGCAAUGACAAGUUGCUGGCUUUGGAUAAUGUUGUCGUCACUCCUCAUGUGGGCUAUGCCACAAAAAGAACCCGAGUUGAUGCCGCCAGUUUGGCAGCCCAAAAUAUUUUAAAAGGAUUGGCCGGAGAACCCAUGCCCUCACCUGCUUAUUAAAUAGAUUUUUUAAUAAAAAAGAGCAUAAAUUAAAUUUCCUACAA
Messenger RNA from Drosophila bipectinata, 1142 nucleotides. Its product is annotated as glyoxylate reductase/hydroxypyruvate reductase. Gene Ontology annotation, molecular function: hydroxypyruvate reductase (NADH) activity; glyoxylate reductase (NADPH) activity; NAD binding. The record is from RefSeq and is a predicted model, not a curated record. Lineage: Eukaryota; Metazoa; Arthropoda; Insecta; Diptera; Drosophilidae. Gene Ontology annotation, cellular component: cytosol.